UGAACGAAAAUACCUUUCAUUCACGUCCAUAAUUUUUUGCAUUUCGCGACUCGCGUAUUGCAUCUUUUUGCUAUACGAAACUGCAUUCAAUUUAUUUCCCUCGAGAACGUUAAAAUAGUGUUACCGCUGCACAGAAUUUAUUAUUAUGUAAUUUAUUUUGUAUUGUGCCUACAUAUUUCUUUGUGUCAACAACGAAUUCGUAAAGUACAGUGGAUGUGAAGUGUUUCCUGUAUUGAAAUGCGAAAGUUAUAUCAUUUUCUAAUCAUAAUGUUUUGUUGAUAAAGUGCGUUAUAAUCUUUCAAAAUGAUGCAGUCAAAUACAGAAGGAUGUAUGAAUAUCGCUGAAUUGGCAAAUCAAUUACGUCGAGAGAAAAUCUUUAUAAACUCGGAGAGGCAACUGUUACAAAAUCUCAAUGAAGAACUGGAAAAAAGUGCUUUAGAGUUGUUGCAACAGUCUUGGAUUUGUUCACAACAGCGACAAAAUCUCACGAACUUGAUAACUUCAAGAUGUGAGGCUGAUUCCAUUGCUGCUUGCCAAAGGGCCAGCCUUUUGGAGAACACCACUUUUAUUGAUGUUUACAAGGUCUUGAAGUACAAAGAAGCGAAUGCUCUAGGCGAGCUGCUGGGAUGGCUAAAAGACAUGCCACACCUAAUGGCGCUCUGCCUCUUGCUGGGCGAGGACCACAUGCCGCCAUCCCUACCGUCUGCUCUUGUCGCUGGGUUGUAUGGAAGCUGUCGAUCACCAUUGGACAGGACUCGCCUGUUGGCUGUUAUCCGUUCUUUGAUCAAACACCAGAUGGCGCCGUCGAGUGAUCCUAGAAAAUUGUUCCGCACUAACAAAUGUGCGCUAUCGUCGCUCUACAGUGUAUACCGGGAUGGUCACUCACCAGCGAGACAGUUCCUCGUGGCGGCUCUCCAGGGCCCCGUCAUGGCGGUGCUACAUGAAGAUGAGUUCUUCCUUGACGCUGAUCCCGAUAAGGCUAUGGAAAGAUUUUCACCAUCGGACCGUCUCAAGAAGUUCGGUCAGCCAAACAGCACAGAAUACACGGCCAAAGUGGCGAGAUACCGCAAGUGGACAGUACAAUCCCUCUACAAUCUUACCAGCAAGUUCAUAGCCUCACUGAGGGAGUACUGGCCAAACUUCCCGGCCACUAUCGCGUGGAUAGUUCAGCAGAUUGUGCAUCUCUUGAAACAGCAUUCCAGGAUAACGGAACGAGAGCUACACGCUAUAUGCACGGACCUGGUCUUCAAUCACUUCAUAUGCCCCGCCAUUGUGAACCCAGAAGCACAUGGUGUGGUCGAUAUACCGGUGUCGUAUAUAGCCCGGUUCAACCUCAUACAGAUCGCGCAGAUCAUUCAGAUGCUGUGCUUGGCGAGAUAUCAAGAGGUGGAGCCGAAAGUGCGUGACCUGUACACGAAAUUCGAGCGAUCUUGCGUGUGGUCACUAGUGGAAGCAGUGACCAGUCCCACCUGUGGGCCCGCGCCCCCCGCCCCGCCCGCGCCCGACGCCCCGCUCCGUACCGACGCACCUACAAGGUCUCCACUAGCACUAUACACGUAUAAGGAUGUACACACAUUGAUUUCGUUUUUGCGAAGAAUCUCCUCUAAACUCAACAACAACGCAUCAAACGGUCUAGCUCAAGAGACCAACGGAAGCGCCUCCUCGAAUGAAGUCGCCAAUUUUGGCGACAGCACGUCCUCCUCCAGUCUAGAAGCCUCCGAUGCUGACGGGGACCGGAGCCCCACGGACGGGGGCGAAGGCGCUGCACGACUCGCGGCGCGCCUGCACACGCUAGAGCCCAACUAUCGCGCGAGAUUGCAUGAUUUACUAAGGCAAUUGGCGCACUUGCCGGCUACUAGACCGACACCAGAGACCAAAGACACCAAAGAGCCGGAGAGCAGCAAGCGCAGCAUCCUCAGCAAAGUGCCCAAGCCCCGGGUGCCCAGGAACGAGGACAAGGAGGGCAGUACCCUGGAACCACCCGAAGUGAUGAUGAUCAAGCUGGCCAAUGUGGACGAACAGGAUUACGUAGGUCUAGUACCCGAAUCGAAAGUUCUAGAAUGUUACUACGGCGGUAGCGAGGCGGGUGAUACGGAAGACGCGGCCGCACUACCGCCCGGACCUACUACGCCUGUGCAGAAACGUACUAGGUUCUCAGUAUCCCACGACGAGGUAUCUCUCGGCAAUACAUCAGAUAAUCUCGAAGCUGUCUCCGAAGCGGCUUCCAACCAUAGUGUCACUUCCAGCCUUGAGUUGGAGACGGAGGACCAGAAUGACAAUUUGUCUGAUAUGGUGUCAGCCAACGUUAGUGGCAGAGGCAGUCCCAAUAUAUCUGGGAGGGAGACUCCUUCGUCACAGGUGACCGAUGGAGAUACGGCGGGUGAUCAACCGGCUAGGCGUGCACCUCAAAACGCGCCUGUGAACCAAACGUCAAUCGCCAACCAAGCUAAGCUCUUGAAGCAAACGCGCAACGAAAUUGAAGACAAGUUCUGUAAAUUCGAAAUUAAGAAGCUUCUAGAAGGCGACGAAACAAUCAGCAUAAUGUCGGACACGUGGAGCACGGAUGUGCUAGCGUCCGACUCGGAGACUAUCGGCGAUACGUGUGAUCACGGACAGAAUGCUAAUAAUCAAGGUUCAACGGGCAAUAACACAAAUGUGCCGGACGUCUCAGAGACAGCGAGCGAGUCCGCGUGGAGCGUCGAUGUGCUGGCGUCCGAUAGCGAUCGGAACACUGAGGUGGACACAGACGACUGCGUGUCGGUAGCGGCCCGGUCGGACACGUCGUGGCCGCGCCGUCCCUCCGCGCACGACGACUGCAUACUGCGGCCGCAGAACGGCACCGCAAAGAGACCAGACAUGAACAGUCCUCGGCACACACCUAGAGCCAAUAUACCUGGACGAUCGGGCUACCUAACGGCGACCGCGGCUUUGUCUCGCGGCAGUGAACUUGAUCUUGCGUCGCAACCGCCGCAUGCGCACUACUCCAUAGAGAAUAGGAAGAGCAUACUUGUCAAUGGGUAUCCGGUAAUGACAUGCUACGCUACAUCAGCUCCUGAGAGCCCGAGCACUGCGCCCGCGCAACUCACCGCAGAUGUUUUCGACUACCCGCAAAAUAACAACAACCCCCCACAAGAGAACCAAGCGGAAGAAGCAGAGAACCAGCACACCACAGGCUCAGACGCCACCAGCCAAUGGGUCACAGACAGCUUUCCAAGAUUGGAUGGGUUCAGCACCAAGUACAAUAUGCCCUCCACCUCCAAGGGCUACGAGGAGAACGAUCCUAUGGACAGAUCGCUAAACUCAAGCGAGAGUUCGUUCAACGCUCUCUCGGUAUCUCAGUACGGGCGGUUCGACGGCGACACAGAGAGGAACGAUGAGCCGCGAGUGAACGAGCUGAUUGCAAGAAUGAACUGUGCGACCGUCUCUAGGAACAAGAGCGAGAUGCGGACUAGUGUUGUGAACAUAAGCUCAUCGCGCAUAGAGCGACGCCGGGACACACGCGACCAGACCACAAGCAACAUAUCUCUCAGCACGUUGUCAGUGAACAGCGAAACGUCAGUAUCAGCGGCCAGUUCUAGCCAAGAUGUGAACUCGGAGAAUGUCACUGAGAGACGAGUCAGUCCUCCGCCGGUUAAAUUGAGUACGGGCGCUAUACCGAAGAGCAUUAGCUUCGAUGCUACCGCUGAAAAGACGCAGAGAAGACGCAUAGUAGGAGAAGAGAUAGUCGGCAACUUGGACGAGCUCAAGAGCAACGUGAAGCGAUCUGGCGGCAACUUGCUGCACAAGAUUAAGAUGUUCCGGCAGAAGGGACGAUCUCAUCAUAGCGAGGUGAAAGUGACAGAGGAAGAUGUUCGCAGUGAAGAUAGGAGCACGGAAGGCGGUGAGAGCUCUGAGGAGAUUUUGGCCAAAUAUCGCCGACACGCCGACACGAAACAGCGGCGGGUGGCUCGCCGACCGUCCGAUGUGGCCGACAGUGAACUUGAUAGGAACGAGGGUGUAGUCGACUUGAACGACCCAGAAGUGUUCAACAGCAUGAAGCGGCGACUCCGCACCGUGCUGUCCAACACUGACUUCCAUUGCGUCGAAUAUGUGCCUAAUCGUUGCACUAGCACAUCCCUAGCGGACUGGGUGCGGGCCGGGCAGUGCGCAGAGGCAGCGGCAACAGCACGUGCGCUAUCCGCGGCCGGGGCACGGGCAACCCGCCUAGCGGCCGCGUUACGGGCAGAUCUGGCCGCUCGCCGCCCGUACGCGGCGUACUUGGCGUCGUGCAGAGCGGCACUUGCGCACGCGCAUCACGAUCUGCGCAGUCAGAUCAAGCUGGUCCGCAGUGAAGUGUCCGAGUGUAGUCGGUGCGCAGGCGCAGCUCGUGUGUUAGAGCAGCUCGAGCGCGGGGCCCCGCUGCGCAGGCUGGCAAGGAAUCAUGCUGCACGGGCGCACCAUGCUGUUAACGGUGGAGAGCUGAUGGAUGAAAAAGCAACACGACUUACGGCCAGUAUAAAGGCGAUCACUGCGGAAGUUAAGGCCGAUCCAUCUUGGGAAGGUGCGACACCAACAGUGAUCGAAAGUGUCGAAGUGACGGUGGAGAGAGCGGUGUUCGCGCGACUGUACCUGCAAGUGCUGUUCCCGAACGGAGAUGGCGAUAUUGCUAGAGAUCAGGUGUUGAGCGAGCACAUGCGUCGUCUGGCGGCAUGUACGAGCGCGCGAAGUGCCGGUGUUGCGGCUCGCCACGUGUGGGCGGCGCCCUUCCCGCACGCGCAGGCGCUGCUGCGGCACCUGCCCGUGUACCGCACGCCGAGGGACAAGGUGGCAUGCAUAAUGCGUGUGGUAUCGUCGCUUAUGUCAGUGCUGUCGCUGACGGACGGCUCACCGCCCGCCGCUGAUGAUCUGACACCCGUGCUAGUGCUCGUUAUAUUAAAGGUGAACCCACCGUCACUGCUUUCUACCAUCGAGCUGGUGAACGCAUUGGGUGGUAGCGUGUUAGUUGGAGAAGCUCUGUACUGGUGGACUCAGUUCUGUGCCGCGGUCGCGUACAUCAAGACCAUGGACUACGCGCCAGACACGUAGCCCCCGCCGGCGCUGCUCACCAAGUCAGCGCGCCCAAAAUUCUUCCAAUUGGAUGGUGUCUCGAUGCGUGAGCGCCGCAACACGGUAUAAUCAAUUAUUGUUUUUAAAUGUUGGAAAAUAUUAUACCGCGGUUUUGUAUAAAUGUGUAAAGAAAUCGAUUUAUGGAGCUUAAUAACUGCAAGUAGUAAUGUUAAGUGUAAAGAUGGAAAAACAAUGUUAUCAACAAUGUAACUUAUAUAUAUUUAAGUAUUUUUUUAGUAGGAAAAGUACAACCAUGUUUGAUCUUUAAGAAUGUAUUAGAAAAAUAAAAAACAAUUCUUUUUGUGUCAAUGUCAAUGUGACAUUUCACGCAUAUACACGCAUGUGUCUAGGCUCUUUAGAUCCAUCAACAUGUUUUAUUAAAAAAAAGAACAAAAAAUGAUAGGUAUCGUUCAAAAAUGGUUACCAUUUAUUAUUUUAAAAGUAGGUAAACUUUCACUACGGUUUUUUGUACAUGUUCUAAAGUGCAGCUUCUAUAACAAUGAUAAUUUAAUUUAGUCAAAAUGUGUUGGAUAUUCUAAAUUUUUCUAUUCGUUUAUUAACAUUAACCGUAAAACAAUAACCGCAUUUUGAAAAAUCGUUCGAAUUAGCGCAAAAUGUUCCGUAUCCUUUAUGAUAUUAUUUAUGAAUCCCUUGCAUAAUAAGGUACUAUUACCGUUAAAUAUUCACUCCUUUAAAUAUGUAUAAUAUAUAAUAAAUAAAACAAUUAGAGUGGACGAGUAUUAAAUACAGUCUUGUCGCUUAAAUUACUUGGAUUAGUGUAGAAAAAAUAAUUAUUCUGUAGAUGUUCGCAAUUAUCUAUAAAUCUUUAAACUGACGUAUAUAAUCUGUGAUGAAACGUUUUAAAUGCUCGAAGGUUAUGUAUUUUUGGAUGUUUUGAUGGUGGAUGAUUCUUUGGUAAGGUUGUAAAAAAACACAUGAAUUUGAAAAUCCCGGAAUUGUUUUAGUACGGGCUCUUGCUAUUUUCUAUUAAAGUAUUGAAUAAAAGAUAUAAAACUGUCGCAUGAUAAAAUAUAAAUUACGAAAAAAAAAACGAGAUU
Colias croceus (clouded yellow) is the source of this 6143-nucleotide messenger RNA. RefSeq names its product receptor-mediated endocytosis protein 6 homolog (gene Gapvd1). Gene Ontology annotation, biological process: regulation of GTPase activity; vesicle-mediated transport. The transcript is spliced from 33 exons. The coding region runs from base 304 to 5064 and encodes 1586 amino acids. Gene Ontology annotation, molecular function: guanyl-nucleotide exchange factor activity; small GTPase binding. Gene Ontology annotation, cellular component: endocytic vesicle; cytosol. Lineage: Eukaryota; Metazoa; Arthropoda; Insecta; Lepidoptera; Pieridae. The record is from RefSeq and is a predicted model, not a curated record.